Messenger RNA from Sander lucioperca (pikeperch), 956 nucleotides. Its product is annotated as PHD finger protein 21B-like. Lineage: Eukaryota; Metazoa; Chordata; Actinopteri; Perciformes; Percidae. The record is from RefSeq and is a predicted model, not a curated record. Bases 1 to 849 code for a protein of 282 amino acids. The transcript has 7 exons.
AUGGCGGGCAGGAGGAGUGCAUUUGUUAUUAAGAGACGACGGACGCUGGACGGUCUAGAAAAUAGCAACGAGACACUUGUGUCGGGCUUGUGCUGCGACCCUAGUCGCCUGCUGCGGUGUAAGACAGGCCCGCCCCGUAAACGUCUGGCGUCACAUUACCUGAACAGCUCGCUCUUCCUGUCAGCGCGAGACUCUGAGGAUUUCAGCUGGAAGGAGGACCUGGAGCAUGACGAGCACUGCGCCGUCUGUAAGGAGGACGGCGAGCUGCAGCCGUGCCACAACUGCCCCCGAGCCUUCCACCCCAACUGCCUCCACCCGCCGCUCAAAACCCCCCCCAGGGGACCCUGGUACUGCCCCAAGUGCCAGAAGAAGGUGCUGAACAAAGAAAACAUGUCGUGGCCACAGAACUUUGUUCAGUCCUACGUUACACACAAGACGGUGAGGCAGGAGGAGAAGCGACGGCUGCUCAGACGAAACUCGGAGCUGAAGAAAGAGUGCGCUCACCUGGAAGAACAAGACGAGAAGCUCAACGAAGCGCUCAAACAGUGUAUGGACGUGAGGGAGAGACUGCUGGGCCAGCAGAGAGACACUCAGGCCUCGCUCGAACGCCUCAAAGCUCUCAUCAGGCUGAUCCAACGCGACCAGCUCAUCCAGGUCACCAUGACAACCACCGCCACCAUCGCCGCCGCAUCCCUGCUCUCGCAGUCCUGGAUCAAACCCACCAGCACCACCUCCUCCUCCUCCUCCUCCUCCUCCUCCGCCACCGUCGUCGCUGCCCCGGGCCCCUCAGCCGCCACGCCCCUGCAGCAGAAGAGCCACGCCCACAGCCAGGACGACAGUCACAACUAGCCCCUCCAUCCCUCCCUCCUCCAUCCCUCCCUCCUCCCCCCCUCCAGCUGCCACGUCACAGCGGUGAGGAUUUCCCUUUUUGUCUUGAGUAAUAUCUAACCAUCGUU